Molecule: messenger RNA, 1506 nt
Organism: Dibothriocephalus latus
Lineage: Eukaryota; Metazoa; Platyhelminthes; Cestoda; Diphyllobothriidea; Diphyllobothriidae
Source: the annotation of a GenBank genome assembly
AUGCACGCGCAACGGUUUUUCGGUAGGAAGUCACAGCGCACCGGAGUUGAGCUCUUGCGCGACCCAUUGCUUAACAAGGGCAAUAGUUUUACGGCCAAGGAACGUAAGGACCUCAGUUUGAUAGGCCUGUUACCGGUGCUGGAAGAUGCGGCCUCUGAUACGGAAAAUAGCUAUCAGGAGCUACUGGCGUUGGAGCGUCUUCGAAAGUUAUCUAACGACUUGGACAAGUAUGACUACCUCAUGCGACUUUAUGACACGGACAAAAUUCAUUUCUUCCGCCUGAUUGGUAGGAACGUGCCGGAACUUUUGCCGUUGGUUUACACGCCUACUGUUGGCCUUGCCUGUGAGAAUUAUGCUCUGGUGCACGGCAAUGGACGCGGACUUUUCAUUCCAAUUACCGAAGCAGGCAAUAUUGUUUCUAUCCUCGAAAACUGGCCAACAAAGGAUAUUCGGGCCGUUGUCGUGACAGACGGGGAGGAAGUCCUCGGAUUGGGAGAUCUCGGCGCAUACGCCAUGGGCAGCGUGGUAGGCAAGUUGGCUCUGUGCCCCGCUCUCGCGGGUAUUCAACCGGAGACCUGUCUUCCCAUCGUCCUUGAUGUGGGCACUAACAACACGAAACUCUUGGAGGAUCCGCUGUACUUUGGACUUCGCCAAAAACGAGCAACUGGUGAUAAUUACAACCAGUUCGUUAAUGAAUUCAUGCAAGCCUGCAGCAAAGUAUUCGGCAAGGAUGUGUUCAUUCAGUUCGAGGGAUUUGCCCAUGAAAAUGCCCUUCUUUUUCAACAGCGGUACAGUGUAUUGUACAGCACCUUUAAUGAUGAUAGUAGGAGUACCGCAUCAGCCCUCCUGUCGGGCCUAUUUACUGCGGGCCGGAAGACGGGACGCCAACUGAAGGACGAAAUUUUUGUUUGUUUUGGAGACGAUGAUUCGAUGCUUGAUUUCACCCGUCUCCUUGUGGAAACCCUGAAAUCUCGUUGUUCGCUAAAUGAGCGGGAAGCACGCAGUCACAUUUUCAUGGUGGACAGCCAAGGCCUGAUUGUGAAGAAUAGGUCCAAAGGCGAAAUGAGUGCUGACAAGGCCGCCUUUGCCAGACCAGGUCAAUGUCUCUUCGCACAUGGAGGCCCCCUUCCACUUCACGAGACACCCAAUACCUCGACGACGCAGCCCAAAGUGAGCCAGGCCAACAGUUCAUACAUUUUCCCCGGUCUUGUGUUAGGGAUUUCUGCCCUGCGCAUCCAACCAAUCACCGAUGGAGACUUCAUCACAGCUGCUGAGGCUGUCUCAGAGGUCGUGACAGAGGCGGAUGUCAAUGAGGGCUGUCUCUAUCCCCGGUGGGAAAAAAUACGCUGCGUCUCCUAUAAAGUUGCUUCCAAGAUUGGCCUCAGUGCUUUCAAGCAAGGCCGUUGCCACCUUAAGGGUCUGAAAGAAGAGGACAUUGACAAAUUCAUAAAGGAGCUGGCUUCUUACCCCGACCUAAUUACCUUACAUCUGAUCGCUCAUGUGUGA